Nicotiana attenuata is the source of this 1613-nucleotide messenger RNA. Its product is annotated as 5'-3' exoribonuclease. The record is from RefSeq and is a predicted model, not a curated record. Lineage: Eukaryota; Viridiplantae; Streptophyta; Magnoliopsida; Solanales; Solanaceae. The coding region runs from base 76 to 1359 and encodes 427 amino acids. Gene Ontology annotation, molecular function: 5'-3' DNA exonuclease activity; 5'-3' RNA exonuclease activity. The transcript has 5 exons.
GGUGUAGACCGACCCCAGUACCCAAUAUAGGCUCCUCUUGUUAAAAAAAAGAAGAAAUUGGUAGAGAAGAAUCGUAUGAUGAUGGGUGACAAAGAAAUCCCCAAGAAACAAGGGUCGAAUAAGAAGAAGAAGAAGAAGAGAGGUGGUUCAAAGAGGAGAAUGACAUCUGAACAGACUUUGGCGUAUAAUUGUGUGAGCGAAUGGGUUUUCUUGGACCGCUCUCCUCUUUCACCUGCAGCUGAGGAUUUUGCUGUUCCUCAACCCAAAGAGAAAUUAGUCUUUGAACUUCAUUCUCAUUCUAUUCAUAGCGAUGGCUUCUUAUCACCUUUCAAGCUCGUUGAGAGAGCCCAUCAAAAUGGAGUAAAAGUUCUUUCAUUGACAGAUCAUGAUACUAUGUCUGGCAUCCCCGAAGCACUGGAAGCAGCUCGUAGAUUUGGCAUUAAGAUUAUUCCCGGAGUUGAAAUCAGUACAAUGUUCUCCCAAGGGAGGGACUCUGCAUCAGAUGAACCAGUGCACAUUCUUGCAUAUUACAGCAGUUGCGGACCAGCAAAAUUUGAUCAACUAGAGAAGUUCCUGAGUAGUAUACGGGAUGGACGUUUCCUCCGUGCGGAGAACAUGAUUUCAAAACUUAACAAACUGAAGUUGCCCCUUAAGUGGGAGCAGGUAGAAAAAAUUGCAGGAGAAGGAGUUGCUCCAGGGAGGUUGCAUGUUGCUCGUGCUAUGGUUGAAGCUGGCCAUGUGGAGAAUCUAAGACAGGCAUUUUCCCGAUAUCUUUAUGACGGAGGACCUGCUUAUGCUACGGGAAGCGAGCCACUUGCAGAGGAAACCGUCCAAUUUAUACGUGAGACAGGAGGCGUGGCAGUUUUGGCACAUCCAUGGGCAUUAAAAGAUCCAAUAGCUGUUGUUAGAAGAUUGAAAGAAGUCGGUCUACAUGGUAUAGAGGCCUACAGGAGUGAUGGAAAACUCGCAGCAUACAGCGACCUAGCAGAUGCUUAUGAUCUGCUGAAGCUUGGGGGUUCGGAUUUUCAUGGAAGAGGGGGGAAGCAGGAGUCUGAGGUGGGAAGUGUGAGCCUUCCGAUGUUGGCUGUGCAUGAAUUCCUGAAGGUGGCCCGUCCUAUCUGGUGCAGAGCGAUUAGGGAAAUUCUGGAGAAUUACGCAGAAAAUCCAUCAGAAACGAAUUUACAACUUAUUAUGAGUUUUGGAAAGCCCAAAGUUUGCAGGGGCAUUUCUCCUGUAAGUUGUUCCGGUGAUUUUAUCAGUCGAUGCUUAUCGUCCUGGUUGACAAAUGACGAGAGACGGGAUGCGGAAUUUGAGGCCAUCAAAUUGAAGCUUGCCGCCAUCUCAGUCAGUCAAAGAUAGAUGCAAGCUCUGCAGUGCCGCAAUAAGGAUAUCCAUUUUUGCCAAAAUUUUGGGACACCAUGGGUGAAUAUAUGGUUAUAUCUGUAGGUGGUAGUUUUCUGUUCUGUUUCCUCUCCUCCUUCCGCUCCUCGUCCUUCUCCCUCCCCCAUUUUUUUGCCCUGUUUCCUAUUAUUGUCUCCUCUCAAAUUUACAUUUAUAUGCCACUAUUAUAUGUGGUUGACUCAGAAAAACUGCAGAUUAUUUCUUGCAUUACC